UACUUUUAAACUUAUAUAGUAUUAUAGAUAAUAUUAGUUGUUUUAAGUAUUACUAUUGACUUCUAUUUUGUUAUUAUAAUUUGGACACUAAUAAUUUAAUUUUUUUCACAUGUAUAUAAACUAAUUAUAAUGACCCCUCAGUUUAAAAUACUAAACGCAACUGAAUUUUGGCAAAAAGAAAACAGUUUUCCUGCAAUACCUACGUUUAGUCAAAGUCUUGAUAAUGUACUUGGAAAUAAAGGAAUCCAAGUGGGAUCUAUAACAGAACUAUUAGGUCUUUCAGGCACAGGAAAAACUCAAUUAUGCUUACAGCUUUGUGCAUCGGUUCAAAUACCAACAGAGCUGGGCGGUUUGGAUGCUGAAGCCCUUUAUAUUGACACCAACACUAAUUUUACUGUAAAUAGAUUUAAAGAAAUACUGUCAGCAAGUAUGGAGAAAUGUAGAAAUAUAUUAAAUACUCCAAAAAAUAACUGUGAAAGUGAUAAUUUGAAGAGAUUGCACUAUGUGAAUGCAUUUGGCCUGGAAAAAUUUUGCAGUUUGAUAUACACUUUACCACAAUUAGUCACUGAGAGACCAAAUGUGCGGUUAAUCAUAAUAGAUUCAAUAACAUUCCCAUUCAAAGAUGGUAUUACACUCAAACAGCGAACUGGUGUCUUAUUUAGACUAUCCGCAGUGUUGCAAAAGAUUUCUGUAGAAAACCAAAUUGCAAUAGUAAUAACAAACGAAAUGAGCACUCGAAUAGGUUUGUCAACUGGUUCUCUAGUUGGGGCAUUCGGUGAUGCGUGGGCGCAUAGAUGUAAUAAGCGGGUUUUGCUAUCAGCGCCUAAACCUUUAGAAAAUGAGCGAUUUGCAGCAUUAGUGAAGAGUAAUAACUCACCAGAGGCAGCUGGAAAAUUUCAGAUCACGAUUGAGGGUAUUAGAGAUACUAAUGGAUAAGUGGAACGAACGAAACAAAGAAUUAUAAUUACAUAUAUUUUUGAAUUCUCCAUUUUGAAGCACACAUGCAGUUGGCUUUCCCGAUGUUAAGUAAUACCGCCGACCACUCAAUGUUAGAGGGCUUGCGAGCGCAGUGCCGGCCUUUUAAUAAUUGGUACGCUCAUUUCUUAAAGAACCCUAAGUCGAAUGAUUUCGAAAAUACUUCGAUGAGCAGUUGGUUCCAGAUAGUAGUGGCAUGCAACAAAAACUGACUUAAAAAACGCACGUAUCUGGAAUGACGGACGUCGAGUCGAUUCAGGAGGAAUUUCAUUAUCUGCCCUGACGUCCCAUGAUGAAACUUUGCUGCAAGUAUUAGCUGAAUUCGGAAGGGCUAGACCCUAAAUAAAACUACUUUUACAACAUACAUAGUUUUAUUUGAAUGAAUCGGUAUAUUAAAAUACAUCAUAAACAAAACUACAGCACCAAUAAAUAUCUCAUUUUCACAAAAA
This is a messenger RNA of Pieris rapae (cabbage white), 1424 nucleotides long. Its product is annotated as DNA repair protein RAD51 homolog 3. Gene Ontology annotation, biological process: DNA repair; meiotic DNA recombinase assembly; reciprocal meiotic recombination. Gene Ontology annotation, cellular component: replication fork; Rad51B-Rad51C-Rad51D-XRCC2 complex; Rad51C-XRCC3 complex. The transcript has 7 exons. The coding region runs from base 130 to 936 and encodes 268 amino acids. Lineage: Eukaryota; Metazoa; Arthropoda; Insecta; Lepidoptera; Pieridae. Gene Ontology annotation, molecular function: four-way junction DNA binding; crossover junction DNA endonuclease activity; ATP hydrolysis activity. The record is from RefSeq and is a predicted model, not a curated record.